CUGUCCUACAUCUUUACUCUGCAGUCACACAUGCUAAGCAUUCUGCUGAAAUUGAAAAGCUAAAUGCUUCUUUUGACCAUUAUCAGAUUUGAGUUUAAAAUCUCGGAAAUCGAAUAAACUAUUCCAUAGGAGGAGGAAAAAUAAUUGGCAGUAUGCUAAUCAAUAGGCAGUAUUUGUAUGAUCCAACUGUUAUAUAAACUGCUAACUACCUGCUUGGGGAAGACAAACACUUGAAACUUCCAGCAUUGGCUGUUAGUCUGUGGAACCAACUAAGUUGAACACUGAAGUUUCAUCAUGAGGGACAGAAAUCACUUGCCUGUUUCUCAUGUACUCCUUUGGUUGGCCAUUUCUAGCAUAUUAUCUACUGUAUCACCAAUGAGGAGCCAUUUGAAGCCAAGUGAAGUUCUGAGACAUGGUGGACAUGAUCCUGGCCUUGGCCAUUCUUACAGUUCUUCACCAUCUACAGCUAAUCAACAUGGUUCUUACAUGCCUCUUUCAAAAAAAUUCAACAUCCUGUUCUUUGGAGCUACUGGAGAUGGAGUUGCUGAUGAUUCAAAGGCAUUCAAAGCAGCAUGGAAAGCUGCUUGCUUGGUUCCCAGAGCAACCAUAGAGCUGCCAUCAGAGUUCAAAUUUCUUGUUAGACCAGUCACUCUUCAGGGCCCUUGCAUGCCUCACCUUGUUCUCCAGAUAGAUGGAACUCUUGUGGCUCCUUCAAGUGUGGCUAAAUCCAACCUCUAUCAAUGGAUCAACAUAAAAUGGCUUCAUGACUUCACCAUACAAGGAAGUGGUACUGUAGAUGGUCAGGGUUUUGUACUGUGGAACAUCUCUGAAAGCCACCACAUUGAGAAAGAGACCAAAUAUGGAUCAUCUAUGAGACCAACUGUGAUCAGGUUGUACAAGUGCUACAACGUUACGGUCCGCAACAUUCGGAUCAUCAACAGCCCUUUGUGCCAUCUGAAAUUUGACAGCUCUCAGGGUGUCAAAGUGAAGAACAUUACAAUUUCUUCACCGAAAGAUAGUCCCAACACUGAUGGCAUUCACCUUCAGAACACUCGAGAUGUCGAGAUCAAGCACUCUGAUAUCGGAUGUGGUGAUGACUGCGUCUCAAUACAAGCUGGAUGCUCUAAUGUUCAUAUCCACCAUCUCAGAUGCAGCCCAGGUCAUGGAAUCAGCGUGGGAGGGCUGGGGAAGGGAAGUAGCUUGGCCUGUGUCUCCAACAUCUCUGUUAACAGUGUCACCGUCCAAAAUGCUCUAUCUGGAGUAAGGAUUAAAACAUGGCAGGGCGGCGUAGGAUCGGUCAGGAACGUGUCGUUCUCCAACGUGCAGGUCGUCGACGUCGAUGUGCCGAUCGUGAUCGAUCAGUACUACUGCAACAGGAGAUCAUGCGGGAACAGGACGGAUGCAGUGGCUAUCUCGGAGGUCACGUACGAGAAGAUAUCAGGGACCUACAGGUUUCAACCCAUGAAUCUGGCCUGCAGCGAUGGCAUGCCAUGCACCGGCGUAGCACUAAGGGACAUCGAGCUGUCGCCGGCGAACGAGACUCAAGUUCCUAGAGAGGCCUUCUGUUGGAAGUCAUACGGGGAGUCGCAAGGUCUCCUUCACCCGCUCAGCCUUGGUUGCUUGCAGAGGCCUACCAGGUUGAUGAAGGCCCAGAUGAAGUCUCACAAUGACACUUGUUACUACUGAUGAGGAAGAAAACAAUUGUUGUGUGAGUUGAAACGUGUUUGGCAAGAUCUUUACCGAUCUAAAUAAGCAAUGUUACGGUUCAACAUCAACAUCUGUUCAUGAUCAAACAAAUGAAGAGAGAACUACGGCAUGCAUCUCACGCCUGAUAGUUGUGGCCUCGUUCCUGUUUAGCCAUAGACACUAGAAGGAGUAAGAGAUAAGGCCUCGGAUCCAAUAGGCGAUGCACUGGAAAUCUGACAUUUCUCGCUCGUCCAACUGGAAAUCUGAGCCUCAUCAAACAAGAAACUUAAAUUUGAUUUAUAUUAUAUCUUGAAGAAGGGAUAAAGAGAUAAUACCACUUGACACUCAAACAGGAUAUGAGAAGCAAACAACCUAAAUCCACCACCUAAAGCACUUCUUCUCAGCAAACAUGUCAACAACAAGAGGAAGAAGGAGCACAAUUGGUUCAUGCAGAAACAAAAAGGCGAUGGUAUGAAGCAUCUUUACCUGCCUGCAAAUUGGCUGAACAAUUCUCAUGUAUCAAAGUGUUUUCUCCUGAAACAAUUGCAAGUAUGCACAGAGAGAGAGAGAGAGAGAGAGAGAGAGAGAGA
Messenger RNA from Musa acuminata AAA Group (dessert banana), 2276 nucleotides. RefSeq names its product polygalacturonase At1g48100-like. Gene Ontology annotation, molecular function: polygalacturonase activity. Lineage: Eukaryota; Viridiplantae; Streptophyta; Magnoliopsida; Zingiberales; Musaceae. The record is from RefSeq and is a predicted model, not a curated record. Bases 295 to 1686 code for a protein of 463 amino acids. The transcript has 8 exons. Gene Ontology annotation, biological process: carbohydrate metabolic process.